Molecule: messenger RNA, 429 nt
Organism: Lathyrus sativus (Indian pea)
Lineage: Eukaryota; Viridiplantae; Streptophyta; Magnoliopsida; Fabales; Fabaceae
Source: the annotation of a GenBank genome assembly
AUGUUAGUGUACGAGUACAUGGAAAAUAGAAGCCUUGAUGCCAUUUUGUUUGACAAAGCUAAAAGAUCCACACUAGACUGGCGAACACGCUUCAACGUUAUAUACGGAAUAGCUAGAGGACUUCUUUAUCUUCACCAAGAUUCGAGAUUUAGAAUCAUCCAUAGAGAUCUUAUGGCAAGCAACAUUCUACUUGAUCAAGAGAUGAACCCAAAGAUAUCAGACUUCGGGAUGGCUAGAAUUUUUGGCACGAAUCAGACAGAGGCAAAUACAGUUAAAGUCGUUGGAACAUAUGGUUAUAUAUCUCCUGAAUAUGCUAUGGACGGAAUCUUCUCAAUGAAAUCAGAUGUUUUUAGUUUUGGCGUACUUGUAAUGGAGAUCAUAAGUGGAAAAAAGAACCGAUGUUUCAUUAGCACAAUCACUAACAAAUAG